Molecule: messenger RNA, 537 nt
Organism: Pistacia vera
Lineage: Eukaryota; Viridiplantae; Streptophyta; Magnoliopsida; Sapindales; Anacardiaceae
Product: disease resistance protein RPP13-like
Exons: 2
Coding region: 1-537 (178 amino acids)
Biological process (GO): defense response to other organism
Molecular function (GO): ADP binding
Source: RefSeq, a predicted model, not a curated record
AUGAACUUUGGCGUUUUGGAAAAGCCUUUUUCCUUGUUGUGGCUCGCUAAAAACCUUUACCACAACCUUGAUGUCUUGAAUAAAUUCAAACUUCGAGCUUGGGUGUGUGUCUCUCAAGAUUACAAUCUUCUUCGACGAAUUUUAAAGUCUUUUGUGAUAAAAAUUAACGGAGUGGAGUUAGAGAAGAUAAGCGAAGAGGAUUUGGAGAGGUGUCUCUAUAAAUCUUUACAAGGAUGCUCAUACUUGGCCGUGAUUGAUGAUGUAUGGCAGAAAGAAGCAUGGGAGAGUUUGAAAAGAGCCUUUCCGGAUGGCAACAAUGGAAGCAGAGUUAUAAUCACGACUCACAUCAAAGAAGUAGCUGAGCGUUCGGAUGAGAGAAUUCAUGUUCAUAAACUUCGUUUUCUUAGGCUUGAUGAGUCUUGGAACUUAUUUUGUGAGAAAGCUUUUCGAAAAUCAAAUUCAAACGAAGAAUUGGAAAAGCUAGGAAGAGAAAUGGUUGAAAAAUGCGGCGGUCUGCACUUGCCAUUGUUGUAUUAG